CAAGAUUCCGUACUGGGUUACCAAUAUCCUGGAUCAAAUUGUGCACCAUCGCUACUGAACGGUCUAAUCAAUAUGUUCAUGUUCAAAACUAUGGGAAAAGGUUUUGUGGAAGAAGAUGGUACACAAAAAUUCCAAUGCUAUCUCAAUAACUGGUACGCCGGGCAGGGUAUCGUCGAGCGGAUACUGUUGUUGGUAGCGGUGGUGCAGGUACCUCUGAUGCUCUUCGCCAAGCCUAUGCUUCUUCGCCGCCGUAGUCGAUCUGCCGAUGAAAACUAUCAGAUUCUGCGCGAUGAGGUCCGUAAUGUGACAGUCUAA
Molecule: messenger RNA, 315 nt
Organism: Cylicostephanus goldi
Lineage: Eukaryota; Metazoa; Nematoda; Chromadorea; Rhabditida; Strongylidae
Source: the annotation of a GenBank genome assembly